Messenger RNA from Dioscorea cayenensis subsp. rotundata (Guinea yam), 967 nucleotides. RefSeq lists its product as uncharacterized. Gene Ontology annotation, molecular function: delta(3,5)-delta(2,4)-dienoyl-CoA isomerase activity. The transcript has 3 exons. Gene Ontology annotation, cellular component: peroxisome. NCBI's taxonomy places the organism in Eukaryota, Viridiplantae, Streptophyta, Magnoliopsida, Dioscoreales, Dioscoreaceae. The coding region runs from base 1 to 576 and encodes 191 amino acids. The record is from RefSeq and is a predicted model, not a curated record.
AUGGAGAUCUGCUUUCUAAUAAGAACGACUUUAGUUAUCUCUAUCACGUGGCUCUCUCUUUCUCUCUCCUGCCUCGUUCUCCCCUCUCGGUUCCCAGCUACCAUAUCACCAGCUCCACCGACGACUCUCCUGCUCCACCGGCGACUAUCCUACACCACCGAUCCUGACCGCGUCGCCCCUUCCUUCUCUGCUGUGCCCCCGAUCAAAGCGGGCACUCCCCUCUCGGUUCCCAGUCUCUCUCUCUUUCUCCUGUCUCGUUCUCCCUUCUCUCGGUUCCCAGCUACCACAUCACCAGCUCACUUUGCGGUCAAAGAGGUGGAUGUGGGACUGGUUGCGGAUCUCGGAACACUGCAGCGGCUUCCCAAGAUCGUCGGCUUCGGCAACGCCAUGGAUCUCGCGCUCACGGGGCGAAAGGUUUCCACCGGCGAGGCAAAGGCGAUGUGGCUCGUUUCCAGGGUUUUCGCCGACCCGACAAAGAUGGAUGAGGGCAUUGGCCAAGGAGCUAGCUGCGAAGCCGGCACUGACGUUGAUGGGGACGAAGGCGGUGAUAAUGAAGAGCAAAGACAUGGCGGUUGAGAAUGGGUUAGACUACGUGGCCACGUGGAAUGUCGGGAUGUUGAGGUCGCAGGAACUGGAGGAAGCUGUGCUCUCCAAGCUCCAAAAACGCAAGCCCAACUUCUCCAAGAUGUGAUGUUGCUGCUACUGCUCCUUUGCAUGGGUUUGUUCAACAUUCAUAUAUUUACAUGUAUUUAAAAAAAAAUAAAUUAAGGGGAUGGCCUUUGUAUUGAUAUUAUUACAAGAAAAUACAAGAUUGGGUGUACAAGGAGAAAUUUCAGAUGAUUUCAUGGCAUUCAGACUAACGAUAUUUGCUGUGCUGAAGUUCUGUAUCUUUUGUCUGCCUGUAAACUUUGAGCAUUAAGACAGUGUCACAGUUCCAGAUAUGCAAUAAAAUCAAACAAAAUACCAA